CCGAGGGAGCGGCGCCGCAGCCAGGAGCGGCGGGUGGGACUACCAUGGCUACGGGAGUCUUGCCGCAAAAUGAACAACCAUAUGCCACUUUGGUGAAUAACAGGGGGUAUGCUGCAAACAUGAAAGGAAAUUCAGGGCGUCCAACACCAAAGUAUACAAAAGUUGGAGAGCGUUUACGGCAUGUCAUUCCUGGACACGUGGCCUGCUCCAUGGCAUGUGGUGGCAGAGCAUGCAAGUAUGAAAAUCCAGCCCGCUGGAGUGAGCAGGAGCAAGCCAUUAAGGGGGUCUACUCAUCCUGGGUCACUGAUAAAAUCCUGGCCAUGGCUCGCCCAUCCACGGAACUCCUCGAGAAGUACUGCAUCAUCGAGCAGUUCCGGAGCCGUGGUAUAAAAACAGUGAUCAACCUGCAGCGCCCUGGUGAGCAUGCCAGCUGUGGGAACCCUCUGGAACAAGAAAGUGGCUUCACGUACCUUCCCGAAGCUUUCAUGGAGGCUGGCAUUUAUUUCUACAAUUUCGGAUGGAAAGAUUAUGGUGUAGCGUCCCUUACCACCAUCUUAGAUAUGGUGAAGGUGAUGACAUUUGCCUUACAAGAAGGAAAAGUAGCUAUCCAUUGUCAUGCAGGGCUUGGUCGAACAGGUGUUUUAAUAGCAUGUUAUUUAGUUUUUGCAACAAGAAUGACUGCUGACCAAGCAAUUAUUUUUGUUCGGGCAAAGCGACCCAAUUCCAUACAAACUCGAGGACAGCUACUAUGUGUAAGGGAAUUUACUCAGUUUCUGAUUCCUCUUCACAAUGUAUUCUCUUGCUGUGACCCCAAAGCACAUGCUGUCACCUUAGCACAGUAUCUCAUUCGCCAGCGGCAUCUGCUUCAUGGUUAUGAGGCACGACUCCUGAAACACGUGCCAAAAAUUAUCCACCUAGUUUGCCAAUUGCUGGUGGACUUAGCUGAGAACAGGCCAAUGGUGACAGAAGAAGUGGCAGAAGUCCCCGGCCUCUCUGCUGAAAUUAAGACCGUUUCUGAGAUGGUCACAAUGCAGCUGGGUAAAGAGUUACUGAGGCACGACAGUGACGCAUCGGACUCGCUCACCCCCACUGCAGUGAUGGCCAGUUUUGAGAAUCAGGAGGUGAUUCUUUCCAGUGAACAAGAGUUUGACCCUCUUUGGAAGAGGCGGAAUGUUGAGUGCCUUCAGCCCCUGACUUGUCUGAAAAGGCGGCUCAGCUACAGUGACUCAGAUUUAAAGAGGGCUGAGUCACUGCUGGAGCAAGGAGGGACUCCAUGGACGGUGCCUGCCCAGGUCUUGCUCUGCCAUAACCCCAGGCAGCAGAAGCCCCUAAGCCAUUGCCACGCCCCACAGUCGCCACAACCAGAUUUAAAUAAGGAAACACUGGUCCGCAAUACAUUUUCUUUCUGGAAUCAGGCUAAAUUUGAAGGCCUGGAAGGACUCAAAGAUGACAGGUCACCAGUUUUCCAUAGGACGAAUAUUCCGAAGGAAGUACAGCGGAGUAGAACCUUCUCUUCAGGUGUUUCAGGUUCAUACAGCCUUGGGGAACCAGUUUCACCCAGCUUUGCAAAUAUCCCUAAGGAACUAAACCGCUCUCCCCAGCAGGUGCCCCACUGUGGAUGUGCAAGUCCUGGUGGUUGCCACCCAGGCUCCGUCACGGAAGAUGGUGAGACUCGCUGCAGCCCUGUGGACUGUGGCUCCCAUCCCAAAGCACAGGCCUCGGUUGGACCUGAAACCCAGGACAGCAAAGAUCUGUUUGAAGUCGCUCCACACACUGCUUUGCAGUCUGAAUUGAGUGUCGAAGCAAGGAGAAUACUGGCAGCCAAAGCCCUGGCAAAUUUAAAUGAGUUUGCAGAAAAGGAGGAAGUGACAAGGAAGGUAGAAAUGUGGCAGAAAGAACUAAAUUCCCGAGAUGCAGCUUGGGAAAGAAUAUGUGGCGAAAGGGAUCCUUUCAUCCUGUGCAGUCUGAUGUGGUCUUGGGUGGAGCAGCUGAAGGAGCCUGUGAUAAGCAAAGAGGACGUGGACAUGUUGGUUGGCAGACACGCAGAUGCCGCAGAAGCACUGUUGUUGUUGGAGAAGAGCCAGCACCAGACUAUCCUUUGCGUGUUGCAUUGCGUAGUGAGCCUGCAGACGAUUCCCGCGGACGUGGAGGAGGCCAUCCUUGCCCGUGCCAUCAAAGCUUUCACUAAGGUUAAUUUAGAUUCUGAAAACGGGCCUGUAGUUUACAACACCCUGAAGAAAAUAUUUAAGCACACACUGGAAGAAAAAAGAAAAAUGACUGAAGACAACCCUAAGCCUGAUGUUUAGUGAAGCUGGCUUUCCCUUGUGGUGAAUGUUUCAGACCUGGAGAUCCAGACGGCAUUUCUGCGCAUAGGUGAACAGGUUGACGUGUGGAGCUGCUUCGUCUCGUAGCACUUUAUUUCAGAUGCUCUUGGUUUGUGCUGAGAAUGCAUGUUCCUGUUUAGAGGAAUUAUUUAUUUAAAAAUAUCCUUGAGUUACAUUUUUGUGUUGAAAAAUUGCCAUCAAGUUGGUGCCAUUUUUCUUUUAUUUAUUUACCUGAAUUAAUAUUGUUGUAUUAAUGUUUUAAGUAUGUGGUGUUUACAUCCUUAUUCUUUCUGACAUUUUGGAGAAAAUUGUAGCUCUUCUUUCCAAAACAGUUAUUUUGUUGACUGAACUCUUCCUAGAGUUUUUACCAAAUAGAUAAUUUUAGCAGUAAAGCUUCACUGUGUAUCCAUCCCCCUGAUACAUGACCUAAGGAAGUCA
Molecule: messenger RNA, 2762 nt
Organism: Diceros bicornis minor
Lineage: Eukaryota; Metazoa; Chordata; Mammalia; Perissodactyla; Rhinocerotidae
Gene: PTPDC1
Product: protein tyrosine phosphatase domain containing 1
Exons: 10
Coding region: 45-2306 (753 amino acids)
Biological process (GO): cilium assembly; protein dephosphorylation
Molecular function (GO): protein tyrosine/serine/threonine phosphatase activity
Source: RefSeq, a predicted model, not a curated record